UCCCUUUGCUAAGCAAGGUCUACGGCAUUAGCAUGGGAGACGACAUGUGCGAGCACGAUAAGAUCUUCCCCUUAGGGGAUGGGGCCACUCUGGGAAGAGCACUUACCGCCUUGCAUGCAGAAGGCCCCAAGUUCCCUCCCUGGUGGCAUCCUCAGAUAAGGCUGAGAGAAGAUGCAACUUUGGAGAAGCCAUUCAACAGAUGGACCAAUGCUCUGGCCGGCUAGAAAGCAGCUUCCUACGUCCUGAUGACUGUCACCGAGGACCCCCCACCCGUUCUAGAACCUGCAGUUCCCUAUGACCUCAUCGUCGGCCCAACGUCCAGUUCUGAGAUCGACAUCCAGUUCCGACUACUGGCUUUGCAACAUCCAGUACUGACAACUGGUUUAGCCGAGUUCCCUUCUGUAGGAGACUCCCGUCUCUUCCGGCAUGGAGCCGUCCCCUCCUGCUUUUUUGCUCACCCAAUUCCAAACGGCAGCCAACCGGCAAAUGGCAGCCAUGAGGAGCUGGAAGGAUCCGUUCGUCACCUUCACCUUCCCAAAGAAAGUCAUUUUCAUCAUCCUGUCCAUCUUAUUCUUGCUGACUCUCGGCGCCUUUCUUAGCAACGACUUGUUUCACUUCUUCUUCUCCCAAAAUGGGGACCUAAUGAGCUUCAGGUUCACCAUAGUGCUCUUGUUCUCACAUGUGACCAGUUUUUACUGGGCGUUGCUGGCAACGAUCUACACCCUGCAGGCGGACGACAACGUGCUGGUGUGGGUGGCUCUGACGUCCCUUGCUUGCAACUUUAUCUCCUUCCUCAUCCGCUUCUGCUUGGACUUCCUCACCAUCUCUUACCGGAAAGAGGAAUACAAGUAGCAGUGCCCGAGAGAGAGAGAGAGAGGCAAGGCAGGAGUUGACGGCCAGGCCCCGGCAGGGCACGACUCUCGCAACGCAAGAAGGGAAGCAGCCGAGGGAGCCUGCGAUUCAGCAACGGAGUUUAAUAGAAGACCCAAUAAACACGCUUCUGUGCCUGACA
Hemicordylus capensis (graceful crag lizard) is the source of this 1012-nucleotide messenger RNA. RefSeq names its product transmembrane protein 262 (gene CATSPERH). NCBI's taxonomy places the organism in Eukaryota, Metazoa, Chordata, Lepidosauria, Squamata, Cordylidae. The coding region runs from base 427 to 852 and encodes 141 amino acids. The record is from RefSeq and is a predicted model, not a curated record. The transcript has 3 exons.